AUGCGAAUUCACGUUCAUCGUUGAAAACCACCUCACUAUGAUGGAUGGUAAACUGUUGGUGUAUCCCCAAGAAGGUCAAUUAUAUCACUUCGACAUUCAAAACCCAACUCCCAGUGACAUCAUUCCAACGGAAAAUAUCAUUACCGGGGACGGCUACUAUGAUUCACGUGUGGUAACAGUAGCUAACUACAGUCUUCCGGGUCCACCAGUAAUUGUUUACGAGGGUCAAAUGGUCACGGUCCACGUACACAACCAUAUGGCCAGUGAUGCAGUAACCGUCCACUGGCACGGGUUGCCCCAACACGGCACACCUUGGAUGGACGGAGUAGCCUUUAUAACGCAGUGCCCUAUUCUUCCAGGUCAGAAAUUUACAUACCGAUUCAAAGCCACUCCAGCGGGAACGUUUUGGUACCAUUCUCACAUAGGAGCCCAGCGGUCAAUGGGGCUGAACGGGGCUCUUAUUAUAAGGGAGAAGGCCCCUCUAGAGAUUGACGAACACAUCCUCACAAUACAAGACUGGAACCAUGAUAUUGAUUCGGACAUGGCACAAAUGAAAAUGACUUACGGUAAUUUUAGAAACGGAAGUAGGGUUAACAAUACAAAGUCAGUAGAGGGCGCUUCCUUCAGCAUGUUCCACAUGCAAUCUGGCUUAAUAAACGGAAGAGGGCGUUACUAUGACGAACGUUCAGGAAAUCACAAUGGGGCACCUCUUUAUAUCUUUAAUGUAACACCCGGGAAAAGGUAUCGAUUCCGAAUGAUAGGUACUGGUGUUUUAUACCCAUGGCGCCUUUCCAUCGACAACCACAUGUUAACAGUCAUUGCUUCGGAUGGCAUGGAUAUUGAACCGGUUACAGUACAGUCAAUCAUUAUUAAUCCCGGAGAGAGGUAUGAUUUCCUCUUAGACGCCAAUCAGAUUACUUCCAAUUACUGGAUCAGGGCUAAGACUUUAGAAAUAAAUUUGAAUCACACCGCGGAAGCCAUUUUACAUUACAAAGGAGCUAGGGAUGUGGAACCAACGACUUCACCUCACACGUGCACGCCUACAAACAAGUGCGUGACACUGAAUUGUCCGUUUACCUAUUUCCCACCCUGGUACAACUCCACUUGUAUAAAUGCCGAUAAAUUCAGACCAAAACAAAAUAUGGCGAUGGCAAAUAGCACAAAUUCUAUUCCACUGGAAGAACCUGCAAGUGAAGAGUUUCUUAAUUUCGCUUUUCCGGGAAUUUCUUUUACUCCGGGCUCUGUAAAUGGAAGGAAGUUUAAAACGCCUCCUGUAUCCGGUCUUACACAGACGAAUGAAGUAGAUGACGAGGUUCGUUGUAACGACAGAGAUUGUGGCGAAGAUAAGAUAUGUUAUUGCUUUAACACUUUAAAUCUAGAUUUCAACAAAACAUAUCACCUUGUUUUUCUAAAUAUGGGACUUGGUCGAGGUUGGGCACAUCCUAUACACAUGCAUGGCCACUCUUUCGAAAUUCUGAAGAUGGGAUUUGCUGUGUAUGAUAGUAACGGACAGAUUGUAUCUGACAGCCCCGAUAUAGAUUGUCAUGGGAAUGGAAACUUAAGCUUCUGCAAUCAGGCCACCUGGUCCAACCCAUCCUGGAAAGGCAACAAUGUGCCUGGUUUGGAGUUAAAUAAUCCUCCUCGAAAAGAUACGGUUAUAAUUCCAUCUGGUGGAUACGCCGUCGUCAGGAUCAGGUCCGAUAACCCAGGUUUGUGGUUCUUGCAUUGCCACAUCGAGCUGCAUAACUUAGACGGGAUGGCCAUGGCGGUUAACGAAUCUUCGCAGCUUGCCCCGCCACCACCGGAAGGCUUCCCAGAAUGUCGAAACUUCCGGUACGAUCAGCGCCCCCACACCACUCAUAAACACAAGCGUUCUGUAGAAGUUGAAGUCGUAUCAGAAACACAGUCGGGUCAGAAUAACACCAGAGCAUUUGUUGUGCUGACGUCGCAGCAGUUUUGGACAAUACUUGCUCUACUCAUAGUGGUAAUCUGCCUACUACUGACCACCAUCGUAUGGCUUGGCCUCAACAGGAGGAUUGUAAACCACGUGACCAAACAAUGAUCAGUGUGUUUUUAACUCACAGAGCUCGUUGUUUAUUAUUUUCGAUCCAUGUGAUACGAUGAUUUCCUCAUAAUAAAAAAAGUCCAAUAUUGCCUAUC
Pecten maximus is the source of this 2160-nucleotide messenger RNA. Its product is annotated as laccase-1-like. The record is from RefSeq and is a predicted model, not a curated record. Lineage: Eukaryota; Metazoa; Mollusca; Bivalvia; Pectinida; Pectinidae. The transcript has 2 exons. Bases 38 to 2062 code for a protein of 674 amino acids. Gene Ontology annotation, cellular component: plasma membrane. Gene Ontology annotation, biological process: iron ion transport. Gene Ontology annotation, molecular function: copper ion binding; oxidoreductase activity.